AAUAAAUGAUAGUUAUGAAAUUAAUCAUCAAAAUAAAAUUGGGCCUUGGCCCCGUGAUAUUAGAACUCAAGUUUGCUCAGCAACGGCCCAGCUAAUUGGCCCAUAUCCAAGCUUGCUAACUAACUAAAACUAACAGUCAGAUAAGUUGGGAAAAUAAAAAAAAAAUCAGAACUUUCCCGAGAAAGUGAAAAGGAAAACAGUAGAGAAAAUGGGGGUAGCAGCAGCUAUAGGAGUAAUCGCACCAUUCCCAUUCUACUACUGGUUAUGGACUUAUCCUCAAACAUGGGUCGACUUGUGUGGAAAAGGUCGGGACCCAUCGAAAGUGAUGGCUUUGGUCUCCCAUUUCCUCAAGCUAAUCCAGUUCGUCUCUCUCUUCUCUGUCUCCACUCUCUCAUGGCUUCCCCCUCUCUACUUUUGGCCCCUUUUUGCAUUUGGCCAGUUCCUCAACUUCAGGGUGUAUCAAUUACUUGGUGAAUCUGGCACUUACUAUGGAGUACGCUUUGGGAAGAACAUUCCAUGGGUGACAGAAUUUCCAUUUGGAUACAUACAAGAUCCUCAGUAUGUAGGAAGCAUUGUGAGUUUAUUCGCUUGUUUAUCUUGGGUGCCCUUUCAAUACAUUCUUCUGUGGACACUAGGAUAUGUGUUUAUAAUACACAUAGAAUCGAAGGAAGAUCCUACCACUCGUGCCAAGCCAAUCUCUUAAGCUAGAACAACUGCAGUUGAAGAAUAAAGCCAUAUGAUAUCACAUUGUUUUUUGGUAGUAUGUUGUAUGGACGGGAAAAUUAAGACACCACUUGAAUAAUUUCAAUGCUUAGUUAUAUUUAUGAGAUUUUUAGUCUUUUGGGAUGUCA
This is a messenger RNA of Humulus lupulus (European hop), 851 nucleotides long. Its product is annotated as phosphatidyl-N-methylethanolamine N-methyltransferase. Bases 209 to 703 code for a protein of 164 amino acids. Lineage: Eukaryota; Viridiplantae; Streptophyta; Magnoliopsida; Rosales; Cannabaceae. Gene Ontology annotation, molecular function: S-adenosylmethionine-dependent methyltransferase activity. Gene Ontology annotation, biological process: phosphatidylcholine biosynthetic process. The transcript has 2 exons. The record is from RefSeq and is a predicted model, not a curated record.